AUGAUAGCUUUAUCACUAUUAUCAUCUUGUUUACCUAUCAAAUGUUUAGGUGGUAAGUCUAUAAAUUUUAUUUUUUUUUGUAAACAGAAGCAAGAAAUUGGACGUAUUUUACAAAAUAACCUUUUUAGGUAACCAAUUUCAUGGAAAACAAGCAGUGUCAAAAGUAAAAUGCCCAAAGAAAGUGGAAUAUUGCCUAAAAUAUAGUGAUCAGAAACAUGUCGAUUGGUUUUUGUGAGUCAUAUUUAUUAAUAAUAUAGCUAGCGCUAGUAUCAAAGUAGAGUAGGGAAGGGUAUGAUAACGGUAAUGUAUCUCAGGACCAAUUAGAGUACGGCAAAAUAAGUCAAGGUAACGUAGGGUUGAGUAGGGUAGAGUAAGAAAAACUAUAGUAGGGUAAGGCAGAGUAAGACGGGGUAGGUUAGGGUAGGGUAGAAUGGGACAGGGUAAGAUAGGGUAGGGUACAGUGGGGUAUAGAAGGGUAGAGUAGAGUACAUUAGAGCAGGACAGGUCAAACCAAGACAAAGCAAGGCAUGACAGAGUAAGAUAAGGCAGGGUAGAGCAAAGCAAGGCAGAGCAGGGCACGGUAGGGAUAAAUAAGUGUGGGUAAAGUAGAAUACAGUAGGGUAAGAUAAGGUAGAGUACGGUAGGGUACUGUAGGGUAGGGUGGGUAGGGUAGGGUAGGGUAAGGUAGGGUAGGGUAGGGUAGGGUAGGGUAGGGUAGGGUAGGGUAGGGUAGGGUAGGGUAAAGCUGUAGAGCUACUUUAAGUACUAAAUCUCGUAUUUUAGAAUGUGUGAUUACGGAGAGUUUUGUUCGAACAAAACGAAACAACUACCACAAUUCACUUACAUCUGCUGUAAUAUGGACUACUGUAACAACUCGUCCUCUACUUUAUAUUACUCUCUAGCAUUUUUGCUCUUGCCAUUGAUACAAAUUUUGGUAUUUUAA
Bursaphelenchus okinawaensis is the source of this 943-nucleotide messenger RNA. The record is from the annotation of a GenBank genome assembly. Lineage: Eukaryota; Metazoa; Nematoda; Chromadorea; Rhabditida; Aphelenchoididae.